GACGCGGAGCAUGGAGCCGCGGGCCGGCUGCCGGCUGCCCGUGCGGGUGGAGCAGGUCGUCAACGGCGCGCUGCUGGUCACCGUGAGCUGCGGCGAGCGCAGCUUCGCCGGGAUCCUGCUGGACUGCACGAAAAAGUCCGGCCUCUUCGGCCUGCCCCCGUCGGCUCCGCCGCCCCAGGCCCAGGACCCGCCUGUCAACGGCUGCCACGGGCCGGCCGCCACGGAGGGGGCCGCAGAGGCGAUGCAGCUGGGGACAGGCCCCCCGCCACCUCCCAGUGGGGACCAGGCCCCUGAGACCGUCAGCCCCGAGCCGCCCCUGCUGCCCGCCGGAAGCCUGCCCCCGUUCCCGCCCUAUUUUGAAGGCGCCCCCUUCCCUCCCCCGCUCUGGCUGAGGAACACGUACGGGCAGUGGGUGCCGCAGCCGCCCCCCCGGGGCAUCAAGAGGACACGGAGGCGCCUGUCCCGCAACCGCGACCCUGGCCACCUGGCCCUGAGUCCCAUCCGCCUGCGGCCCCGCCAGGUGCUCUGUGAGAAGUGCAAGAGCACCCUGAGCCCCCCGGAGGCCAGCCCCGGCCCCCCGGCCAUCCCCCGGCCCCGCAGGGAGCCCCGGAAGGCUGAGGACCCCGACGGUGGGGGUGACACCGCCGCCAAGAGGAGCAAGAGGGAGAGGCGGCAGGAGGCGCGGGCCCGGGUCCCCCGGAGCCCGGUCAUCAAGAUCUCCUACAGCACGCCCCAGGGCACCGGCGAGGUGGUGGAGAUCCCCUCCCGCGUGCACGGCUCACUGGAGCCCUUCUGCCCCCCGCAGGCCCCGCCCGGAGGCCCGGACCCCGAGGCGCCUGCCUCCAUCCCCAAGCUGAAGCUGACGCGGCCCCUGCCCCCCAGCGCUGCCCCGCCGCCCCCCAAGAUCCGCCUGAAGCCCCACCGCCCGGGGGCUGGCGAGCAGGAGCCCGUCUACAGGGCCGAGCUGGUGGAGGAGCUCAAGGGCUGUGGUCGCGGCCCCCGGGCCGGGUCACCCGCGCCCCUGGCUGACGGCUCUGCCCGCUCUGGGCUGGCGGACUCGUCUUCUGGAAGCUCCGGCGAGGACGACGACUUCAAGGGGUGUCCCCGAGGUGAACACGGGCGUGACGGCCUGGCUUUUCUCGCCGCCUGCCCCCGGGGAACUGGCUGUGCCGGCGUGUCGGUGUGGAGUAGCGACAGCCUGGACGAGUCCAAAUCGUCCAGCUCGGAAGUGACGUCGCCAGACCUGUGUGACCUCUCGUCUGGCGACGGUGCGUCUGUGCCGGCCUCGUCCAAGGAUGCGCAGCCGACGGUCCCACCCCUGACGGUCAGGCUGCACACACAGAGCGUCUCCAAGUGCGUUACCGAGGAUGGAAGGACCGUGGCCGUAGGGGACAUCGUGUGGGGUAAGGUUCAUGGUUUUCCUUGGUGGCCAGCACGUGUCCUGGACAUCAGUCUUAGCCAGAAGGAGGACGGGGAGCCCUCCUGGCAAGAAGCGAAAGUCUCAUGGUUUGGUUCUCCAACUACAUCGUUCUUGUCUAUUUCAAAACUCUCCCCUUUCUCUGAAUUUUUCAAACUGAGAUUUAACCGUAAGAAGAAGGGGAUGUAUCGGAAAGCUAUAACAGAGGCUGCCAAUGCCGCCCAACACGUGGCCCCGGAGAUAAGGGAGCUCUUAACCCAGUUUGAAACGUAACUCGGGUUCCGACCAGGUCACAGACAAUGAGGGCAUGGCUAUUCCCCUGCAGCUCCUGACUUCAGGGGUGUCCUCCACACCCCCGCUCCGUCCCAGGACCCUGCAAGCCUUCUGGCCGGCUGCGCGCAGAGACCCGGCCCGCGGGGUCGGCCUGGUUCGAGGCCUCCGGGGGCAGCAGGUGCGUCUGGCCACGAGGACAGACCCCCGGAGCACUGCGACUCCUCUUGGCCAAGUGUAUUUAUUCCCCCGACGCAGACUUUAGCUUUUCUGGUUUGUGAAGAGCCAGAGCCCGGCAGCAAGGGUGGCCUCCGGGGUCAGGGCGCCCAGGGGAGCAGGGCCGCGUCACCUCCCUGCUGGCUUCGGGACAACCCAGCCCCGGGCGCACGGGGUCUCUGUGCGCUUGACAACCGGCCGCCUCCCCAUCCCCGUCCUGCUCCGUGUUCGUCCAGAGCGUGGGUCUCACUGGGCUCCCCGCACCAGCCCCAGGGCCGCCCCGUCCCCCUGUCCCGUGCGGAGGUGACGGGGCUGCCACUCUGCAGUCAGACUUCAACGUGAAAAGGAUAAAAACCUCGCCUGUUCUUUGUAAGAGUGCGUUCCGUACCCCUUUCUGUCACUCUGAAGACCAAAAAGCAAAAAGAAAGAUAAAGAAAAUGAGUUCUGCUCUUGGUUUAAAUGGUGAGGACUCAUGACAGGAGCAGGGGUCAGGAAGCCCUUCAGUCCAUCUCGUCUCCCCAGGCCAGAGGCACCUGGUCAUUCCAGAGCCAGAUUUACAGAGACACCGCUCUCAUCCCAUCAGACCACCCGUCACAGGGUGCGAUUCAGCGGGUUUUAGGGCGUUCACAGAUCGUACAGCCGUCACCACAGUCGGUUCCAGAGCCUUCCGUCACUGCCUUCAGCCAUUGCCUGAGCCCGGCCCAGCCCCCGAGACCUCACGUCCGAGUCCCGUCCCCGGGGAGUCGCCCAGCCUGGACGUUCACACCAGCGGGUCUCGUGGUGCGUGGUCUCGGCGCCCGGCGCUCCCCCCGGAGCUCAAUGUUUGCAGCGCCCGCGCUGCUGCCUGCGUCAGGGCUCCCCUCCAUCGUGGGGAACAGCGUUCCCUGGCUCGGAUGAGCCAAGUUUUGUGUGUCCCUUUUUCUGUCGGUGGACACAGUUAUCUGCCUUGUGGCUGCUGUGGAUACUCCGUGCAGUCUCGGGGUGACGUGUUUUCAUCUCACCUGGGUACGCGGGGUCCUUACCUCCUGGGAUUCGCUGUCUCAGCUGACUUGCUGAGACCCUGCUCCCAGGUUUCGUCUGAGACGCAGGCUCCUGGCCUGUGGCCCAGCUGCCUCCCCGGCCUCCCCCCACGCUCAGGGUUCCGUGCCCCACCCCACCCGCGUGGCUGCAGAGAGGGCAGUCGGAGGGUGGGCUCCGGAGAGGAGGGGCACAGGCCUGACUGGUCCCCCGGCUCCUGGCACGCUGUCCAGAGGUGCCUUCCCAUCGUCCGCCCUGCUGCAGAUGUGCCAGCCCUUCCGGACGGCCCCCAACCAGCAGCUGCCCGUAUGCUGAGUAGGGGCCUCCUGGCCACCACAGAUCGUCCCACUGGUGCUUGGGAGGAGAGUGACAAGGCGGGGAGGUCCCCUGCCGCAGCCGGUCCCAGGCCCCCCUGGCCUGGCCUUUGGCGACGGGGCCCCGGAGGUGGCCAGGCCCAGCAGGGGUGACCCUACAGGCGCAGGCUGGGUCCACCCCACAGGCAUCGGCUUCCCUUGAUUGGCUUUUUGUUGCACCUGCUGUGGAGCCCUACCUCAAGGACUCAGGACAAAAAGUCUGGAAUUAACCAAGCCCCCAUAGCAACUGUUGCCAUGGGCUCUCCUAACCUAAACCGGACAACCCCCCCCCCCCACCGCCCGACUCCAUAUUAGGUAAAAUAAUCGCCAUGCAGUAACCUUGUAGUAUCCUGACCAAUCACCUAAUGCCAUCCUGCCGGCAGGAAUCUUCUUUGUCUUGAGGCUAUAAAAGUUGGCUACCAGCCCACAAAGGGGCUCGGCUCCCCCUGGUCUGUCAGGAAGUCGCGCUUUGUAUUUGCAGCGCCCCUCACUAACUCUGCUCUUUGUUCUCAAUAA
Messenger RNA from Physeter macrocephalus (sperm whale), 3789 nucleotides. It is a transcript of the gene PWWP2B, whose product is annotated as PWWP domain containing 2B. The transcript has 4 exons. The record is from RefSeq and is a predicted model, not a curated record. Bases 11 to 1690 code for a protein of 559 amino acids. Gene Ontology annotation, cellular component: nucleoplasm; nucleus. NCBI's taxonomy places the organism in Eukaryota, Metazoa, Chordata, Mammalia, Artiodactyla, Physeteridae.